AUGGCUUCAGAUACCUACCGAACGGAACCAACGCUGGACCAGCUCCUGGAGCCCAGGCUCUUCUUCCCAACAACGGCCGCAUCAUUCAGUCGGGUCCUGUUCGGGUUCUUUGCAUUGCAGAUGUUCGAGAAAUUCAAAGGCAACUUAAAAUCUCUGAAUGAGCUUGCCAAAACCGCGAGAGCCGAUUACAUCCUCCACACCGGCGACUUUGGAUUUUACGACAACACCUCUCUGGAGAGAAUAGCCGACAAGUAA
Messenger RNA from Capronia epimyces CBS 606.96, 255 nucleotides. RefSeq lists its product as uncharacterized. The record is from RefSeq and is a predicted model, not a curated record. The transcript has 3 exons. NCBI's taxonomy places the organism in Eukaryota, Fungi, Ascomycota, Eurotiomycetes, Chaetothyriales, Herpotrichiellaceae. Bases 1 to 255 code for a protein of 84 amino acids.